Mesoplodon densirostris (Blainville's beaked whale) is the source of this 1894-nucleotide messenger RNA. RefSeq names its product adiponectin receptor 2 (gene ADIPOR2). The transcript is spliced from 8 exons. Gene Ontology annotation, cellular component: plasma membrane. The coding region runs from base 239 to 1399 and encodes 386 amino acids. Gene Ontology annotation, molecular function: signaling receptor activity. Lineage: Eukaryota; Metazoa; Chordata; Mammalia; Artiodactyla; Ziphiidae. Gene Ontology annotation, biological process: adiponectin-activated signaling pathway. The record is from RefSeq and is a predicted model, not a curated record.
UCUCUUGCGAUUCGCGUCACGGCGGCGUCGGUGUGAGAACCCUCCCGGACGCUGGGUCGCGGCGGCGGCAGCGGGCGGCCCCUCCGCUGGUUUGGGGUCCCGGCGGCCGCGGUUCCGAGCAACACGAGACGCGUGGCGAGACGGCGGCGAGCUCUGGGUCAACUCCCUAUCCUAAAAGUCCAUCCUCCCAAGAAGAAGGAACAGAAAGACCUCUUUGUAAGAAAGGCGUGGGUAUCCCAUGAAUGAAACAGCAGAAAACCGACUGGAGUACAGCAGGACUCCAGAGCCAGAUAUAAGGCUCAGAAAAGGGCACCAACUUGAUGGUACAAGGAGAGGUGACAAUGGCAUCCACCAAGGAGAUCUGGAGCCUCUUGUAGAGGCAUCUGCCCUUUCUUCCUAUCAUAAAAAAAGCUUGGAGGAACAUCGGUGCGAUGAUGGAGCGUCUCAGGAGGACGAGGGGUUUAUGGGCAUGUCCCCCCUCUUACAAGCCCACCACGCCAUGGAGAGAAUGGAAGAGUUUGUGUGCAAGGUCUGGGAAGGUCGGUGGCGAGUAAUCCCUCAUGACGUGCUACCCGACUGGCUCAAGGAUAAUGACUUCCUCUUGCAUGGACACCGGCCCCCUAUGCCUUCUUUCCGGGCCUGUUUUAAGAGCAUUUUCAGAAUACACACUGAGACAGGCAACAUCUGGACACAUCUCUUAGGUUGUGUGUUCUUCCUGUGCCUGGGGAUCUUUUAUAUGUUUCGUCCAAACAUCUCCUUUGUGGCCCCCCUGCAAGAGAAGGUGGUCUUUGGAUUAUUCUUCUUGGGGGCCAUUCUCUGCCUUUCUUUUUCGUGGCUGUUCCACACAGUCUACUGCCACUCAGAAGGGGUCUCCCGUGUCUUCUCUAAACUGGAUUACUCUGGUAUUGCUCUUCUGAUUAUGGGAAGCUUUGUCCCUUGGCUUUAUUAUUCUUUCUACUGUAACCCACAACCGUGCUUCAUCUACUUGAUUGUCAUCUGUGGGCUGGGCAUCGCAGCCAUUGUCGUCUCCCAGUGGGACAUGUUCGCUACUCCGCAGUACCGGGGGGUGAGAGCAGGAGUGUUCUUGGGCCUUGGCCUGAGUGGCGUCAUUCCCACCUUGCAUUAUGUCAUCUCGGAGGGCUUCCUGAAGGCCGCCACCAUAGGGCAGAUUGGCUGGUUGAUGCUGAUGGCCAGCCUGUAUAUCACGGGAGCAGCCCUGUACGCUGCCCGCAUCCCCGAGCGCUUCUUUCCCGGCAAGUGUGACAUCUGGUUUCACUCCCAUCAGCUCUUCCACAUCUUCGUGGUGGCUGGCGCUUUCGUUCACUUCCACGGUGUCUCGAACCUCCAGGAGUUCCGCUUCAUGAUCGGCGGAGGCUGCAGUGAAGAAGAUGCACUGUGAUACCUGCCGGUGGCCAGGGACUGUGACCCUUAACCAGGGCCUGCGGUGCCUGCAGGCCUCCCUCACUGGCCGGUGACGCCAGUACCGGAGGAGCCCCAAACCCUGGCGGCCUCGUGGGCUUUGUGACGCCCCGGGGCUCCAGGUGGUCCGCGACUGGGAAAACAAAAAUAAAUCCCACCUCAGAGGUGGAGAAGAAGAGAGACGACCUGAACCCUGCCUUGUUCUGGGUCUGAGUGAGGGCCCUGCGAGAGCCGGGCAAACUGGCUUCUGAGCCGUGUCCCGCUUCUUUGUAGAUGUCGGGACAGUUUAGCUGGAGGCUCAUUCUUCUCCCUGCUCUCUCCUGAAAACAGUAACGCAAACCAGUUUCGGUGAACAUUUAUAUCCUAUAAGGGGUGGGGUGUGCUUUUGGGAGAACAAAGAAAUUAAUGUAAAUAAGAUUUCUAACUUACUGUUUAAAUAAAAAUUUAUAUAAAUGUUUAAAGCAUAGGGGUAGGG